UUCCCGGAGGCGCAGCAGCCGCGGCCCCUCCCCCGCCGGCCGCUCCGGCUCGGGGCUCGCCGGGCGGGAGAGUUUCGCUCCCGGGUGGGAGAUGCCGCGCGGGCUCCGCGUCCUCGCAGAUUCCCAACCAACAUAAUGCUAAAGCUCCCAACUUGGAACAAGCGUUUCACAGGAUGGCACAAAUGGAACCUAAUCUGGACCAUGACGUGUCAUGGUUCCUCCUUCCGUCAUACUGGGCUAAAAUGGUUGUGGCAUUAAUUUCCUUCCUCUGUUUUGCUAACAGCUAUGAUGGAGAUUUUGUCUUUGAUGAUUCUGAAGCCAUCAUCAAUAAUAAGGACCUCAGGGCAGAAACCCCGCUCGGCGACCUGUGGUAUCAUGACUUUUGGGGUAGCAAACUCAGCAGCAAUACCAGUCAUAAGUCAUAUCGACCACUAACUGUCCUAACUUUCAGAAUUAAUUACCUUUUUGCUGGAGGCUUCUACCCGGUUGGUUUCCAUGUCAUCAAUAUAAUACUGCAUUGUACUAUCUCAGCGUUGAUGGUUGAUGUGUUUUCCAUAUUAUUGGGUGGAUUGCAAUUCAGUAAUAAAGGAAGACGGCUAAACCUGGCUCCAAAGUCCUCUCUUCUUGCUGCUUUGCUCUUUGCUGUACAUCCAGUGCACACCGAGUGUGUUGCUGGGAUUGUUGGCAGAGCUGACCUACUGUGUGCCCUGUUCUUCCUGUUGUCAUUCCUUGGCUACUGUAAAGCAUUUAGAGAAAAUAAGGAAGGACAUAUGUUUUCUGUAUUCUGGGUACUGGUGAGUGUUGUCCUAGGUGCAAUAGCCAUGCUGUGCAAAGAACAAGGAAUUACAAUACUGGGUUUGAAUGCAGUGUUUGAUGCACUGGUGAUUAACAAGAUAAAUCCUUUGGAGCUCAUUCGAAAAUUACUGUAUAAGGACAAGGCAUUGGAGAAUGCUGGGCUGUUAAGGAAGGGGCUGCUUUUCAGGAUAACUCUUUUGAUGUGUGGAGGCGCCGGCAUACUUUAUAUCCGCUGGAGGAUUAUGGGCACAGGACCGCCAGCUUUCACUGAAGUAGACAACCCAGCUUCAUUUGCUGACAGUCUGUUUGUAAGAGCUAUAAACUAUAAUUACUACUAUUCACUGAAUGCAUGGUUGCUGUUGUGUCCCUGGUGGCUGUGUUUUGAUUGGUCAAUGGGCUGCAUACCCCUCAUUAAAUCCGUCAGCGACUGGAGGAUAAUUGCACUAGCAGCACUUUGGUUCUGCCUAAUUGGUCUGAUAUGCCAAGCUCUUUGCUCAGAAGACAGCCAUAAGAGAAGAAUCCUUACACUGGGACUUGGAUUUCUGAUUAUCCCUUUUCUUCCUGCAAGUAAUCUCUUCUUCCGAGUAGGAUUUGUUGUUGCAGAGAGAGUCAUCUACCUCCCCAGUAUUGGAUAUUGCAUUCUCUUCACAUAUGGAUUUAGUCUCUUGAGUAAGCAAGCCAAGAGAAAGAAAAUUCUUGCUGUGGCAGUGCUUGGAAUCUUGUUGAUAAAUAUUAUGCGCUGUGCGCUCCGCAGCAGCCAGUGGAGGUCAGAAGAACAGCUUUUUAGGAGUGCAUUGUCUGUGUGCCCUCUGAAUGCAAAAGUGCACUACAAUGUUGGCAAAAACCUGGCUGACAAAGGAAAUCAAAGUGCUGCAAUCAAAUACUACAGAGAAGCUGUAAGGUUGAAUCCAAAAUAUGUGCAUGCCAUGAACAACCUUGGAAAUAUUCUGAAAGAAAGAAAUGAGCUCCAUGAAGCAGAGGAGUUGCUGUCCUUAGCUGUACAAAUACAACCUGAUUUUGCUGCUGCUUGGAUGAAUCUAGGAAUAGUGCAGAACAGUUUAAGAAGGUUUGAAGAGGCAGAGCAAAGCUACUGGACAGCAAUUAAACACAGAAAAAAAUAUCCAGAUUGUUACUACAACUUAGGGCGGUUGUAUGCAGAUUUGAAUCGCCAUAUAGAUGCAUUGAAUGCAUGGAGGAAUGCUACAGUCCUGAAACCAGAGCACAGUUUGGCUUGGAACAAUAUGAUAAUAUUGCUUGAUAACACAGGCAAUCUAGCUCAAGCAGAAGCAGUUGGAAGAGAAGCCCUGGAAUUAAUACCUAAUGAUCAUUCCCUUAUGUUUUCCUUGGCUAAUGUACUGGGGAAAUCACAAAAAUAUAAGGAAUCUGAAGCUUUGUUCCUCAAGGCAAUUAAAGCCAAUCCAAAUGCUGCCAGUUAUCACGGUAAUUUGGCUGUGCUAUAUCAUCGCUGGGGAAACCUGGACUUAGCGAAGAAGCACUAUGAAGUCUCUCUGAAGCUUGAUCCCAUGGCACCAGGAACCAAGGAAAACUACAACCUCUUAAGAAGAAAACUGGAGCAGUUGCAAAAGAAAGGCGGUGCCUGAUGUUCCUUUUCAGGUUGCCCGUGCAUGCUGUUUACAACAACUGUUACAUGGGUACUUCUGACCAUGUACAGGAUUCAGUCAUCAUUUCUCAAAAACAACACCACCAGCACCAAACACUUGAAUGUCCAGUUUUGCCCUCCAACAGAUCCUAACAUUUCAGCUUGAGGGAUCAUUUUAUUUUUACUUGAACUGCUUUUAAAGUCCAUUAGAACGUUUUUAUAGGUAUAUGAAAGCAAUGCAGAUGGAAUUUCACAGCAUACACUUGUAAUUUGAUAUCUUCAUCUGACUUUUUAAUAGCGGGAUGAAUAGCAGGAGGCAGUUUUAUUUCUGAAAGUGAUACUUAAAAGUGCAAUUUCCUGUUUAAAUCCUGAUCUUUUCAAGUAUGAAAAAUAUCUGUCCACUUCAGUUUUAUUACUGCCUUCCAGUGCCAGUCCUGCAGAGCCAGUAUAAGAAUGAAUUCUCUCCAGCACAUCAGUUGACUCAUACAAUUUGAGUUAAGCCCUUAUGCUCAUUUUUGUCUCCAGCCUGUAAAAUGUCAGAAUUGUACAGGAGUAAAUAAGGGCAAGGAUUUGAUCAUAAAUGUCUGUCAGCCAGUGUACUGCUCAGGUAUGCUUGAGUGUAGAAAACACUGUUAGAUGAAGGUGGAGAUUUUAGCAAGCAGCUAAUGAAAAGAAAGUGAGGCAACAGAGGAGUCAGGUAGAGUUUUUGUUCUUGCAGGUAGUCUCAUCUACCACAGACAGCAUGGGCAACAAGUCAGAAUUGCUUUAGCUCCUGUGGCAGGUCAGUAGUUUAAAUACAGUACAAUGUCUGUAGGAGCUAAUUGCUGUGUUCUCAGGCAAUUCAGUGCUUUCUGGUUAAGGACAUUACACCUUUCAGCUCCUAUAUUGCUGGGGAAUAAAGAGAGAAUUUUGGUGGCACAGUAACUGUGCAGAAGACCUGACCUUGGCUGUUGAUCUGUUACCUGAAAGAACUUGGCUUCACCUUUGUCUCCCAUGGCUCGUGUGUUUGCUGAAAGGGCAGAUAAAUAAGCGUAGCUGUUAAUGCAUAAACUGAGCACAUCGAUGUAGGACGAUUCAGAGGUGGUGUAUGUUGAUACCAUAUUACCUCUCAAAAGGGGCUAUGCUUUAAUACACAUUUGAACUCUGACUGUCCAGAGUUGUUUGUCACGUACUAAUAUUUACAUUCCUGCUUCAGGAAGCAGUCACGUCUGUUUGUUUGCUGGUGGUUGGUUUUUCCAGUUUCUUUGGGUUUUUUUGAGAUGUUUGGGGUUUUUUGUUUGUUUGUUUGUUUAAGACUGGAAGUUUGCUAUUGGAUAUGAAAGCUGGGGAACUUUACCUGUCUUUUCAUAUUCCUUUAUUCUUGCCAUCCAUGUCCCCUGGAGGAAAUUGAUCAGCACAGUUAUUUGCAGCUUUCCUAAUUCAUCCAUCAUUUAUUAUGAGAUACUUUAGCAUUCUCCACACACAACUCAUCUAUGUGUGGAACCACUUAAAGUGUCUGGGAAAUUCCUGCCACAGGACAGGAUGCCAUGUGACCUUCUCAUCUGACCACCAUAGAACCAUUUUACAUCUAUACCAUGUUUUGAACCUCCCAGAGGCUACUUUUACAUUAUGAAUUUGCUUGGAAGUGACAGUUGUUUCGAGAACUAGGUGUGUCUGGAGCACACUGCAAUACUGCAGAACUACCAAAGCAUCCUCUGACAAAGCCAGCUGGGGUACUGCAAGUCCUGCAGGUACUUUAGUGUACUAUUUUUCCCACACUAACUGCAGAUCUAGCCAGCAAGGCUGUAGCAGUGUGGUGCUGUUGACAAAUUUAGCUUUGAAUGAACUAACGUGGCUACAGAGUGGUUUUAGUCAAGGUGCCAGAGGCAUGUAGGUGUGCUCCUCUCCUACAAAUAUAGCCUGUGUCUCAGCGAGACUAAUUAGUUCACUUAGGGUACAAAGCUGUGCCAAUUGUUUCCAUUUCUUCUGGUUUCUGGACAAAAUUUUCAGAAAUUUGUUUCUGAAUAUGAUCCAGGCAUGCUCUUUGAUAAGUAUAUGGUUAGCAGAACUCUGCACCAGUAUAGCUAAUCAUCUUCCAAUGACUAGCAUAGCUUCAUACCAGCUUUUGUAUCUGAAAGGUGCUGAAAUAGAUACACCCUUCAGUACAAACAUCAGGUUCUUAAGGCUUUCCAUACGUAGCCUACUGCUCAUCAGAUAGAGAGAACACAUCGCUUCUUCAGUCAUGAGGAAUUAAAGAGUUGGGAUCUUGCUGGAUUAACUAAUUUAUAGCAGAAGAUAAAUAUGUUUAUUAUAAUCAGGUCUUUUCUGUAUAUUUGGAAUAUGACAUCCUAAGUUUAAAUUAUUAUUCUCAUCAUAAAAUCCACAUGUGUAGUUUUCCCUGUUGCUUUCCAUAUCAGCUUUAAAGACAUCCACUAAAUCAAUAUUAUGUAUGAGGGAUGAAUUCUUUGUAGGUCUUUAUAAACCAAAGUUGUAGAAAUUCCUCUGUGGAAGUCCUUGUAUUCAAGAGUCCUAAGACAGAAGAGACAGACAAACAAAUUUGAUGUUUUGUUAGUAUUUGAAAAUGGUGUUUAGUUUUCAGUACAGGCAACAUAAUUUCUUCUUGAUUAGCUUUCUGGCUACCUGUAUAUAUUUUUGUGAGGGUUUAUUUGUUUUUUAUAAUAUUUACUGCUAUAGAAAUUCAGUGUGAUUACUUGUAUGAUGGUAAUAUGAAGCAUACCCUUAUGUCUGAGUUUAAUGUUGAGGCAGAAUUGUGUUCAAAAGAAGCCACAAAGAUGACUGUUUUGUAAUAAAAACUUCCUUAAGACUUUUAAGAAUACUAAAUAUUUUUUUACUUUAUUUUCAGAAAUAUUUUGAAAGUGCAAACAGUGCAGUAGCUUUUAUUAAAAUGGCUAUAAUGUUAACCUUUUUAUUGGUUUUUCAUACCUCAUAACUGACUCCUGGAGCAGUGCAGAACACUCAACUUCAAAGAGAAAAAGGUGAAGAAAAAGUGGGCCUGUACAUAACUGUAGCUACGAAUAUCGUCUAUCUUUCCAGCAUGCUGAAUUUUUUUCCCAUUGCUAAUUCCAGAAGAUUAAAGUUUCAUUAUCAGUUGGCCUGUUUGAUACUCUAGAGAAAUUAAAAAGCCUUUUUUCUUCCUUCUUUUUUUUUUUUUUUUGGGGGGGGGGAAAGAUUACUUGUUCAAAUACAGUUCUGAGAAGAGAAAUACAGAAUGAUUUCAUACACAGAAUGGAGUCAGCAAAAUAGUCACAAUGACUACUAUGGAUGUUAGUCUUUUUUCACCAAAAACCUUCAUAGGAGUUCCCUAAUUGUAUGUCUCAAUUGUGUCUAGAUCAAUGCCAUGUACAUGAAGUUUCCUGUUAUUUAAUUUCAUAGUAUUUAAGCUUAAGAGAUGUGGGUUGUGUGUGUGUUUAUGGGCACUAAGAAAUAAAAAUCUAUAAUGCUUUUGAA
Messenger RNA from Hirundo rustica (Barn swallow), 5842 nucleotides. RefSeq names its product transmembrane O-mannosyltransferase targeting cadherins 4 (gene TMTC4). Gene Ontology annotation, cellular component: endoplasmic reticulum. The record is from RefSeq and is a predicted model, not a curated record. The transcript has 18 exons. NCBI's taxonomy places the organism in Eukaryota, Metazoa, Chordata, Aves, Passeriformes, Hirundinidae. Gene Ontology annotation, molecular function: mannosyltransferase activity; protein binding. Gene Ontology annotation, biological process: protein O-linked glycosylation via mannose; endoplasmic reticulum unfolded protein response. Bases 174 to 2396 code for a protein of 740 amino acids.